UUACAGUGAGUAAAUCAAAAUCCACAGUUAAGAUGGAUAAUAAAGCUAAAAUCCUCAAACAUACAUUGAGAACAAAACAGUCUGGACAUGUUCUGAAAUCAACACAAAAUUCCUGUGUCAAGCAUGAACAUAUUUUAGCAAAACCCAGAAGUGGAUCAAGAUGGUCAGCAAUAAAAGGUGAAAAAAACUGUGUGACUUUGUCAUCAUCUAAAGAUUCAUCAAAGGAAUCCUUAAAUAAAAACCAUGCUUUGGUUAUCCAAAAAGACAACACAACUGGAAUGCCGGAUUUACAGAACCCUAAUAAAAUUGCUGUUAAAAAGCCCAAACAGAAGUCUCAAAAACCUCAUAUCUCAGGUGAAGAUCUAAGGAACAAUUUGGUGUGUUUAACACAAGAGCAACUUGAACAGAUUCUGAUGACUGUAAAACAAGGAACCAAAAUUGAGUCCCAGGCCCAGGAGGAAAAGCAAGAAGAAACAAGCCAAAACAAAAACUCUGAUAGUAGCACUGCUGCUAAUCAGUGUCCACAAGAGGAGAACAUUAUGGGAUUACUCCAAAAAGCUGAUGAAGUUUCAUCUGUUCCAAAUGAAAAUAAUUAUGCCUCAGGCAGAAAACAAGCAGCUUCUGAGCAGACUGAACAGAAAGUUAUUAAGAAUUCAUGGAAACCAGCUGACAUGUUUAGUACCCUAGGUGAAAGAGAAGAGGAUAAAAUUUUGUUAGACGCAAAGAAGUCCCAGUGGAAGAAGGAACUAGAUGAACAGAUAGCUUUAAAGAAGAAAUUAAAAGAAACUUUGGAGCGACAGACGAAAUACUACCAUUGGGAGAAAACGGAUGGCGAUGGUGAUAAAACCCAUUUGGAAAAACUGAAGCCAGUUAAUCAAGCUAAAAUGACAUUUCCAGCUGAUUUGAGCAUUGCUACUGAGGAAAACCACAUUUUUAGAACCACUUUGGUCACAGAGGCUAGUGAAGUUGCACCCAGUGUUUCAAGUGGACCAACUGGACAAUCAUCUAAUUUCAGUUCUCCUGACUUGCCAGCUGCCAUUCGUACAGCAUUUGUGUUAGGGGAAGCUACACCAGUGGAGCACCCCUUUAGUGCCAUGAAACGAGAACAACAGAAGAAGUGGCUUCUAGAUCUGGACAAACAAAAGGAAGAGGCUAAGCUACGAAAAAUAGAGGAAAAACAUAAUUUAUCAAAGGCUGAGGAGCAUGAGAGAUGGGCAGUGCAUUUUGAUUCUUUAAAGAACUACUCUCGUGCUAAUCCACAACACCCCAUAAAUGGAACAUACACCAAGCAGCCUGAAAUUCUUUGCCUGUCCCCCGAAUCUCAGGCCCUGACUGCUGUUAUUCAUCCUUUUACACCUGCAGCUUUAGGCCAUCUCAUACAUUCAAAGGUGGAGAAUGUAGAAAAAACUGUUGAGAACACUACUUCGGAACAAAGUCAAAAAGCCAGUUUUCUACGGUCAAUGACAGCUCUCUUGGAUCCUGCACAAAUUGAGGAAAGAGACAGGAGGCGGCAGAAACAGUUAGAACAUCAGAAAGCUAUAAUGGCUCAAGUAGAGGAAAAGCGAAGAAAGAAGCAGCUGGAGGAAGAGCAAAGAAAAUGGGAAGAACAACAAGAAGAACACCGCUUAGCACGAGAACGAGAACUGAUGCAAAAACAGUUUGAAGAGGAUAUGCUCAAACAAAAACAAAAGGAAGAAAUCAUGACUCUUAAAACAAAUGAGCUCUAUCAGACAAUGCAGAGAGCACAAGAACAGGCACAGAGAUUGAAACAGGAACAACGUAUUCGAGAGUUGGCUCUAAAAGGACAUGACAUCUCAAAACUGCAGAAGAAUCUUGGGGGUGGUAGUGGCGGUGAUAAAAUAUGUGAGAGUUAUAAUACUGGCCUUUCAAAUGUAAGUCAUGAUCAUUGUUCUGAUGAAGUGAGCAGUAAGAUGCAUCAAGAUGUAAAAACGGUAACCUCUCCUCGGAAAGAUACUGCUGUGCAGACAGAUGACUUUGACACCAGAGCAUACAUCAGAACUGAAACAUGUACUGAGCCAGUUGUAGAAAGAAGAACUGUGGACUGUACAUCUCCAGAUAUUUCCAUAGAAUAUAAAGAGAAAUUUAACAUAAAAAAAUGCAAGAAAGAAAUGCAGUAUCCAGAUAAAACUAAAAUUUCAGAAAAAGAGAAUAACGGCAGUUACAGUGAUUUAUAUAACCAAUUUGCAAGAAAAGAGAAACAGACAAAACCUAUGGAAAAAUAUGGAAAGAGACCCGACUGGAACAUAAACAAACCUGGGAAAAGGUAUAUUCCAGCAUCAGAAAGAUACCCUAGACGGCUACAAAAGCAAAGGGAGGAAAAGAAAGUAAGACGACAGAUAGAGCUGCUUCAAUUGGUAGAAAGAAAUACUCCUGGCAAACUCUGCCAAAAGAAAGAAGUCUCUCCAGAAAGGUCUCCUUCACCUCACCAGGAAACUAACACAAAGAGUAAGGGACAUGCAGUCACAAAGGAGGAACAAUCUCAGAAGAGUCAUUUGAAUGAAGAAAGAUCUGAAUCACCACCUGUUCCAGCAGUUAAAAACAGAUUAUACCAAGUACAACAAAGGCAGAUAAAUACUUCUAAUUUCCCAAUUCAGAAUGGCAAUAGCGGAAGAGAGAAAAAUAUCAACACAGACAUGCAACAGAGGAAAUCGUCUUCUCCAGUUAUUGAAGCUGAACGGCCACCCUCUUCUCAUUUUAUUCCCUAUGUGCGAACAAAUGAAAUUUAUUACCUUGAUCCAGAUGCACCAAUGACUAGACCUUCAACACAUGAUCCACAAUAUCGACAGUUUAAUGAUUCUUGCCAUACACCACGACAGAUUUUUAGUUCUGAUCAUGUGAGAGAUCCACUUCUUAAUCCUAAUGUGGUGAAAAACAGAGACCGACAACAGGCAAUCCUCAAAGGACUAUCAGAAUUACGCCAGGGUCUCCUCCAGAAGCAGAAGGAGUUGGAGACUGGUCUAAUUCCAACCAUAAAUCAAGAAGAAAACUUUAUUUCUCCAUUUUAAAAAAGACCUGAAGAUGAGCUCUGCGAAGCUUGAAAGCUUAUCGUCUCUUUCACCAACUGAAGUUGGUCUAGUAGAACUUACUACCUCACCCACAUGUCACUUAUAUCCUGGGACCCACACAGCUACAACACCAUUGCAAACAGAUUCCGAUUGUCAGAACUGCUUACAUAAGUGUUAUUUACAAAUAGGACCAAAGUUCCUGGGAAACUUAACUAGAAGAUCCUUGGACUGGAACUCUCAAGACCCUACAAUCAAAAGCUGUACUGAGAGGAAACUCCAACUUUCAUACAAUAAUGGUCUAGGGAAGUAUGCAUGGGCCACUUACAGGCUGCUCAGAUUCUCUGUAGGCCCAGUUGGUCAUAUUUUGGGAGAGAGUUCUAGAGUGAGAUUUUCAAGAGCUUAGCACUGGCCUAACUGCCCCACUGAAAAUCAAUGGCAGUUUUUCCCACACGGACUUCAAUGGGAGCAGAGUCAGGCCAACGCUGAACCGUUUUGAAAAAUGUCAUGCUUAAUCCCAAUAAGACAUGGAAGUCCAUCCACUAUACAUGCUUCCUUAAUAUAUACUUGAAUGCCUCUAGCAAAGUGGUUCUCAAACUUUUGUACUGGUGACCCCUUUCACAUAGUAAGCCUUUUAUUUUUUUUAAACACCAUUAUAAAUGCAGGAGGCAAAGCGGGAUUUGGGGUGGAGGCUGACAGCUCACGACCCCCCCCAUGUAAUAACCUCGUGACUCCCUGAGGGGUCCCAACCCACAGUUUGAAAAUCCAUGCUCUAGCAAUAACUGAAUAGGAAGUGGACUGCUAUUUCCAGGGGUCAGAAUUUAAGACAGAUGAGGAGUCUGAGGGAAGGUCUACCAUUGAAGUGGAGCAGCGUUUUAGAGAAGAUGCCACUACGCCAACAGGAGAGCUUCUCCCAUCAGGAUAG
This is a messenger RNA of Trachemys scripta elegans, 3948 nucleotides long. RefSeq names its product coiled-coil domain containing 66 (gene CCDC66). The record is from RefSeq and is a predicted model, not a curated record. The coding region runs from base 33 to 3026 and encodes 997 amino acids. Gene Ontology annotation, molecular function: microtubule binding. Gene Ontology annotation, cellular component: microtubule; cilium. Lineage: Eukaryota; Metazoa; Chordata; Testudines; Emydidae. Gene Ontology annotation, biological process: cilium assembly. The transcript is spliced from 18 exons.